Molecule: messenger RNA, 7451 nt
Organism: [Torrubiella] hemipterigena
Lineage: Eukaryota; Fungi; Ascomycota; Sordariomycetes; Hypocreales; Clavicipitaceae
Source: the annotation of a GenBank genome assembly
GUCACCCUUCCACCUCACCUCCGUUACCAGCCCAGCUUUGAUUUACCCUUUGCACCUCAUUCACCCUUGACGGCUCUUUCGGCCCAUCACGGCACACACGACACUUUAAUUGCCAGCGCCCUCAUCUUCCGCCUCUUGUGAUAAUACCGCUGCUACUAAUACACAUUCCGACCGCCGCAUUCCUCUCACGCCAACCCAUUCGCGCAUCCAAUCCAGCUCACACGCCCUCCGUUCAGACCAUCAACAAAACCACCGCAUCAAGUCGAAGACGACGUAAUACACUUCGAGUCGGCUUGAUUAUCAAAGCCGAUAUCGUUGACCCAUUAGCGCACGUCUUGCAAGUCGACGGAUGAUGGCCGCAGAGCCCUCAGUUGAAUCUUCGGCCGUUUCCUCUUCUUCGCUCGAUCCUAGUUCUUCUAGCAACUACGCUGCCCAGCAUGGCGAUGUUCAUUAUUCGACAGUAAACGGCAACCCUGCUGUAUCGGACGACGUCUUCAACAAGCACAUAGCCAACGUCGAAGACCAAAUUCACUCCGCCGAUGUUAGCGUCAGCGGCGGCUCCGAUACCGAAGGCACUCGCCAACGAGAUGGAGAACGCGGGCACUCGCGGACCCUUUCGUCCAUUAAGAAGCCCGCAACCUUCAAGGCCGUAUCUGUCAACAAAACCUUCCUCGCCGCCAAAGCAGGCAGUGCUGUAACACCAUCCAAGACGGCCGAACGUCCCGCGGGCAGUUCCAAUACCCCGCCACCUAGCUCUUUCGGCCUAUUAAGCUCUCGGCCAAGGCUCGUAGCCAAGCUUGGCAUUGGCGCAAAGGAUUCCGUUCCCAGGUUCGCUCCAGGCGUAAACGGCGGCAGUGCCCCUGGUGGGCCUGAUCCUAGCGCUGUUUGGAACAAGAAUCGACCUCCAGAGCCGAAGAAAUUCACCGAUGAGGAGCUUCAAAAGUAUGGUAUUCAUAUGGCUAGUCGCCUGAAUGAAGACGACUCCGGUAAUCAGAAUAAAUGGGCCGAUAUCGACGACGAUGACGAAGACUGGGCGCCAAACGACAUUACUUGGGGCGACGGUACCAAGACCACACUAGCCAGUGCUGAGGCUGAAGCCCAGCAAGCGUACGAUGCUGAGGUAGCGGCCGAACGGGAGCGCAUGCAAGGCAAAGCGCACCAAGGAGGAUAUCCUCCAGAACCCCCUCAACGAUCUAGUGGGCUAUCUUCUGGUCGUGGCCUAAUCCUGAAGAACGGCUCCCAAGACCGGCCGGCUUUGGUUGCAAAGCCUCCUGCGCCUGUACAGCAAGCCAAGUCGCCUUGGGCCUCACUUCCUCCAGUCGAUAAAGUCUCGCCAUCAUACAUUGAUAGCCAAUAUAGUCGGGAAGGACCUCGCGAUGGGCCAUACGGACGCCCAGUUCCUAAAGAAAUUGCCGCUGAUGACUUUAGUCGAUCAGCCUGGCGCAACAGCAAUGGCCAAGGUGGAAGAGAGCUGUACAACUCUCAAUCAGGCCGCUACGAGCCCGUCUCUGACCGCCGUGGUCCGCCGAGACCUGAUCAGCAUGGAAAGCCAGCGGUACUGCACCGACAAGAUGGGCCUGCAGAACCAUCAAAUGCUUUUCAAACUCAUCGAGCAUCCCACGAGAUCCCCAUUGGCCGUAGACGUGGUUCCUCCAACGUCAGCGGUGGCAGUGGAACUUACAUGCAGCGUGGUCUUGAUGCACCUUUCGCUGACUCUCAAAGCCGCAGACGACCGUCGUUUGUUGGCUCCAGCGACGGACAUAGUGUCCAUGGCAUGAACGGACCUAACCAACAUAACCGAUCACAACUUCCGUCCGGUUGGAUGCCUCGUUCGUCUCCCAAUGCAACCUACGCCACACCGCAUCAUAUUGAUCAUCCGUUAGAGAUGGGUUCCUCGCCACCCACCCAGCAGCCCGUGGUCGACGAAGUUGAGUAUCAAAAGAAGCUCAUGCAAGAGCGCCGCGACCUUGCCAGAAAGCGCCGACAAGAAGAAGAAGAGCGCGAAGAGAACGCUAGACGUGAAAGAAUUCAGAAGAAGCUCGAGGCCCUUGGCCCUGCACCUGAAAAGAGGGCAGACAGGAAGGAAGAGGAUGGCGAGAGUGUAUCCAAGUCCCCUCACAUUCAAAAACGUGAGGCUGCGCUGAGCGAGCAUGAUCGACGCGAGAGACGACAGUCAACAGCAGACUCAGACGACAAGUCACGCACCCCAGCUGCAAGACGGCCAUCGCAUAGCCAUGAGAGCAGAAACACGGAGAGUUGGGCGGGGCAGGGUUCAAGAAGCGAAAAGUAUGCUUCCUGGACUGGCGCUGGCGCUCCAGCGUCUCGAAACGUCUGGGGCUCACCUAACAACGACAAGGGCCUCGGCAAUGGCACCUUCAACCCUGACUUGGGUCGCCUGCCUGGUACUGUUGCGCAAUCCCAGACCAACCCUAAGCCCACGACUACAGCGCCAGCUCAAACUACGGCGCCUACUCGAGCAUCUCAACCCGCACCUAUUGGAAGCCGAGCUUCACGAUAUGAGAACUCUGCGCCUGACCUUACCAAUAAAUGGGUUUCAGCAGUAGCCGAGAAUGAUCAAAACAUCAAUGCUAUGCAGAUGGCUGAGCUCGCUGCUCAAAAGCGAAGAUCUGUCGAGGCUGGACGCCCAGUUGAGGAUGUCCAACCUGUCAUCAAAGAAACGUGGCGUCCUGUUCAAGUAUCGGUGGACGGCACUCGCCGUAGUGUUGCGGAGACUCCAGCAGCAACCAGCGAUAGGGAUGGAGCCGGGAAAUCCGGUGCAUCUAUGCUUCGCCAAGCUAGCGGCCCGUCGGGUCAGCCACGAGCCUCUCGCUUCUUCCCCUCUAAGGAGCCUCGCAUAGAUCAAAACUCGGCUGCAACAGAAGCUUACCGCCCUUCGUCGCCGUCACCACCGCCCCCAACCAUGGAGGAUCACCCCGUAUAUGCCGGUAGCGUAACUCGUCCUAACGUAUCGCUUCCUAAGCCACAGCCUGUGGUGAAGCUGCCACCUGCCGCCAGUGCACCUAGUGCUGCACAGGCUCACGUCCAACCGAAUACUUUUUAUCGACUGCAGAGACAGGCAGAACACUCUUCUGCUCGCGAAAUCGACGCAAGGCAAGAGGACUGGCAAAGGAGAAUUAACGACUUGCUCAACAACCCGAAGCUGUCGCCUCCAAAGACAUCUGUCGGUAUUGAUGUUUCUAGCCGACAUGCUUUCGACCAUCCAACCCAGCAUACCUCUGCGACAGUAUCUUUGCCAUCGCCAAUUGCACCUCGAGCUGUACCAACAGCGGUGACAGCACCAGCAGUCAGAGCUACAUCUAGAGUCAGAAUCCCCAAAUCAGCCAUCUCCAAGCCCAUGGCCGAAGAAUGUUUUGAGGAACAGGAGAUGGGAUCACUGCCUAGAAUUCGACUACCACACAAGGUCCCCGAGGCGGCAUGGCACCCUGCAGUACCCCAAAUCAAGCCCCUCCCUAGAAAGCUGCUUGUCCAGGCUGCUGUUAUGGACCCGUACCCAACGGCUGGCGAUCUAGGUGGACAUGUCAUCCGCAUUCAGCUACCCGGUACAACUGAUGUACGAACCAUAUCCGUUCCAGGAGUAUCUGGACGUGGUUCACGAGGAUCUACUCGAGGCUCCCCUCGCUCUCGAGCCAGUGUCGCAAGCCGAGGCGGUUCAAAGAGAGAAUCUACGCCCAUCUUAAGCGGCAGUCCUCCUAGCAGGAGCAGCCGAGGCAGCCGCGGAUCGUAUCGAAGCAGAGCGUCGGACAGCUGGAGCCGACGAAGCGCAUCACGCGGACAUCCGGCAUCACCUACAGCUUAGAGAGCUAGUAUGGUCCCUUUGCGAUGUAACUUGGCAUGAGAAUUGCGAAUUGAACAAGAAAAAAAAGAGACAUGGAAACGACAACCAUGGUAUAUUACGUGUUUAUUACACCAGACUCGGCUCACGCCGAGCUCGCUACCUCUGCGUGAUGUGGUUUUUUUUGUUGCUAUUCUGAAAUUUUGCAGAAUGGUGUGUACAGUUUUUUUACAUUUUUCUUCACAAGGACGAUUUAUGCGCAAACAAGAAAGGGAGCCUCCGACUUUUAACGGUCUUGACUUGUAUCCGAAGCCCACGUUUUGUGUUUCAUUAUGUUUAUGUUACAUGAUGAACGGCUUCUCAACACAUGGAUACCGAGCAACAGCGCUCGCCCGUCUUCCAGCUCGUACUGGAACGUGCUGGGCAAUAUCACACUGAUAUGGCCCCUUGAACUGGGGACUGUACUGUGUGUGUUUUUUUAUCUACUUUUUCUAUUAUUUGUUGUGCUAUUGGGUGUAUCUUUGUCUCGUUGUCCUGCUCUGUUUUCUGACCCUCUAAUAACAAGAGGAGUGCAGUCUUUGCACGGAGCACCUAUUACAAUCCAGCCGCUGAAAAAACGCUCUUGAAAGUGCCCAUUCUACCAUUGACAAGUGCUGGAAGAUUGCCAGUCGAAGAAACUUGUCAACAAAGGUGGUUUGGUGUGCCCAUAUUACACGUUGUUUUCUGGAAGCUGGGUGGUUUGGCUAGCUGCGUGCCUGGGACGCAAACCACAUACUAUCAAUAUUUGACUUAACCUUUUUACCUCUUUAAUUACUCUUCUCUGUUCAGUGUGAUAUGUGUGUGAGUGAAACUUAAUAAAUGGCAAAGAUAAAUCAUUCAAUCAACUAAGGUAAUCUGCAAAUCCCGGUCCUAUCCCAAACUCCUUCCAUUCAAAAAGUUACAAAACCAGCCCAGCGUCAAGUACAUGCAUGAGUCUAGAACAAACACAACCAACCAACUACUCUGUCUCGCAUCCCCUGGGCAACUCCUCUUUUUUGUUCAGUUCGUCAUCUAAGUAUGUGUACGGCAAUCAUUACUGCGUGUGGUAUAUACUCAUUAUCCGCGUUGCCUGUUUAGAAUUCUUCAAACGAGCAGUUCGGGUGCAUGACGUAAACCACCCGCAGAGCAACAGGUGCCGUGGUAUUGGCACUGGAAUCGUCCUCGACACGGACAGCCAUGAGGAUGUUUUCCUUGACCAUGCGCUUGAGAACCAUUACCGACAGCGCCUUCUCGGCGUGGUAGUCGUCCUCGCCCUCCAACUCCGACUCGAUGCUCUCCAGGUACCAACUGACAAGAGCCUCGCCCACGACACCAUCGCCGCUUCCGCUCUCGUCAUCGUUGAUGCGCUGGACAAACAUGUUGACCAUCUUGAUGUACUUGUCGUACGUGAUGGUGCGUCGGUUGCCAGUUUCCUGGGUAGCAGCCUGGCCUGCCAUGGCUUCAUCCUCUUCAGCGUCCUCGCCGCUGGCCACUUCAGCAGCCUGGCGAAGAGCGUCAGAGUCGUCAAAACCGGCCUCUUCGUCCAUCUCAACAUCAUCGUGCUCGACGGAAAUGAUACUUUGGCGGAGCAGGUUGUAGGCUUCAAUGACCAUUUCGGUGCUAAUGUUCUCGGUACAGUUGACCUUGGCAAUAGCCUCAGAAAGACGAAUCAAACUCUCGAGCUGACGAACAGUGAUACGGUAAGAGUUCUUGCCAACACCACCCUGAGCAUCGUCUUGACGCAGUUCGCGAUACUUUUCAACGAGCACCUCCUUAGCCUCCUCGGUGAAGACAGGGCGGAAGGUACGUGCGAAGCGGAUGUAUCGCUGCAAUUGCUCCGUGCUGAAUUCGGGCUCGACAGCUUCAUCACGAAGCUGGUGAAUACCAACAAUGUGGUUUGCAAGAUGUCUGUCGACAGAUUCGUUGCAUUCGUCAAGCACGACAAAGAACAAAUCGAAACGGGACAUAAUGGGCGCAGACAUGUUGAUGUUGGAUCGAAGCGUGGCUUUACGGUCGUAGCGGCCAGCAACAGGGUUGGCAGCAGCAAGAAUACUGGUACGCGCAUUGAGCGUAGCCUGGAUACCAGCCUUGGCAAUGGAAAUGGUCUGCUGUUCCAUGGCUUCGUGGAUGGCGACCUGAUCAGCAAUGUCCAUCUUGUCAAACUCAUCAAUAGCGCAAAUACCAUUGUCAGCCAACAUUAGAGCGCCAGCUUCAAUAGUAAACUCGCCAGUCUCCUCAUCCUUGAUGACUGCAGCAGUCAAACCGGCAGCAGAUGAAGCCUUACCACUGGUGUAUACGGCACGUGGCGCAAAAGAGCAAACAUACUUAAGAAACUGAGACUUGGACGUGGAAGGGUCGCCAACAAUGCAAAUGUUGAUGUCACCACGAAGCUGCAUGCCUUCAGGGGUUGCCUUGCUCACACCGGACAUGAGCUGCAGAAGGAUACCCUUCUUCACCACUUCGUGACCAUAAACCAUGGGGGCAAUUGAUUGCACCAGACGGGAGUAAAUGUGAUCACCGUGGACCAUACCACGCAAAUCCUCGACUUCAGACUGGUUCAUCGAUGACAGGAUGACGGCUUGUUCGUCUUCCACGCUGCGGGUCGAAUCGCUAGUAGCGUUCUGGGUAAGGUUGGCAAUGGUAUCGGCGAUGCUGCUGGCAGAAGAUUGGCCAGUGGAGGCAUUAUCAGGAGACACCAUGCAGGCCAAAAAGGCCAUGCGGUAUGUCAAAUCACGGACACCAAGAGCCUUGAGGCCAGAGAUUCCCGAACCGCCAGCAUCCGCUCCACGAGGAGCGUUCUUGUCGUCACGGAUUGCUGUGGGUCUCAGGCCAGGAAGACCAAGUUGGCUAACGUCAGGAACGACGAUAACGGCACCAGUAAAGAUACACUUUUCUCCGGCCUUGGCUCGGUCCACGAUUUCGCCACGGAGGAUCACAUCCAUGGUGCGGGGCAUGCUACCGGUAGGGAUUUCCGAACUGUUUUCCUGGAUUCGGACUUUCUGCCAAUCGACAAAGGUACUGCGGCGAAUAUCAAGCUGCCAGGCGACUCUGUUCUGGCAAGUACUGUUAGGGCACUGUGUAGGUUCGGUGUAUCGGAAAGUCUGUUCGACGUUGGGCACGACAGCUCUGCAAGCCUCGCAGACGAAUGUAGCGAGAGACAGCUCUGGUCGGACUUCAGACGUUCUGGUAACUGUUCCGGAAAUCGAAAUGAGCUGACCAAUGUUGGUCGCGCGAAGACUGCGAACUCGAGAGAUGAGGGGCAGGUUGUAGAAGGCGACUGAGAAAAGUUUGUCCGUUUGCUGGUGCUCAUUCUUCAUCUGGGGGUUGUCGCUCUGGGUACCGGAGCCCAUCUGACUAGCAGCAGAAGUAGAAACUGCACUCGAUGUCGACGUAGGCUGACGAUGGGCGCGGUAGUACAUGGGCUCGUGCUUGGCGAUCAGCUCGUUGAGCGCGGUUGUGAGAAAAGGCAGGAAACGGUAGUAUUGGCGCAUGACACCAUCGGCCAAACUGCCGUUUUCCCAUGAUGAGAGAUGUUUGAAAUCGACGUAGAAUGUAGAGAGGUUGUACACCUUCAUAGCUGUGAUUUGCGCGCGGUAGUGCUUGUUGGUUGUGAUGGCGCUAGAGGUAGGGGGUGCGGAUG